AUGUCCAAAUAUGAUUCUUGUUUGGUUUCCAAAGCUAGGGAUGAAAUAAGUCGUUAUGUAACGGGCGUGUCCGAAGAGCUUGAAGAAGAAUGUUUUGCAGCCAUUCUUCAUGACAAUAUGGAUAUUUCCAGGUUGAUGGCUCAUGCACAACAAGUAGAGGAGAGUCGUCUAGGGAAGAGGAGCAGAGAAGCUAAGAAGGCAAGUUGCUAUGGUUGUGGCAAAGGUGGACAUAUGGUGAAAAAUUGUCCUAAUGUGAGGAUCCAAGGUAAGGGGAAUGAGCAAACUCAACCAAGCUGUCCGAGCUCUGGAGCUCCAAAAAGGAACCAUUUCUACGCACUCAAGGCUAGGGAUGAACAAAAGAACUCUCCCGACAUUGUGACGGGUAUGUUAUAA
This is a messenger RNA of Solanum pennellii, 393 nucleotides long. RefSeq lists its product as uncharacterized. The transcript has 2 exons. Bases 1 to 393 code for a protein of 130 amino acids. The record is from RefSeq and is a predicted model, not a curated record. Lineage: Eukaryota; Viridiplantae; Streptophyta; Magnoliopsida; Solanales; Solanaceae. Gene Ontology annotation, molecular function: zinc ion binding; nucleic acid binding.